Cladophialophora yegresii CBS 114405 is the source of this 978-nucleotide messenger RNA. RefSeq lists its product as uncharacterized. The coding region runs from base 1 to 978 and encodes 325 amino acids. Lineage: Eukaryota; Fungi; Ascomycota; Eurotiomycetes; Chaetothyriales; Herpotrichiellaceae. Gene Ontology annotation, biological process: nucleosome assembly. The transcript has 2 exons. Gene Ontology annotation, cellular component: chromatin; nucleus. The record is from RefSeq and is a predicted model, not a curated record. Gene Ontology annotation, molecular function: histone binding; chromatin binding.
AUGGCAGUACCUUCCGAAGAAGUCGCCGAGGUGUUCGCAACUCUUGGAGACUUGGAAAGAGAGUUCGCUGAAGUAGAGCUGGAUGCUUUACGCAGAAAAGAGUUCAACCUACGGCCUCUAUACAACAAGCGCAAGGAACUACUCGACAGAGUCCCGGACUUCUGGCCGACUGUUUUCGGUUCUGGACCAGAAGAGAUCCAGCAAUUCUUUACGCCUGACGACCUAGCCCUAGGCGCGAGCCUUCAAUCCUUCUCAGUCGAACGAUAUCAGAUCGAAUCCGCAGAAAAAGGAGAACCCAGGAGUCUGUGCUUCAGCUUCGAGUUUGCGCCCAACGACUUUAUCCAGGACACCAAGUUGGUCAAAGAAUUCGAAUAUCGGCCUCGGAAGGACGGACCUGGGAGUCUGAUCUCGAAACCCGUUCCUAUCAAGUGGAAGUCAAAGAAGAAGGAUUUGACACAUGGUAUCCUUGAUGCCGCUGUCGAGUUGCAUAACGCAGAAGAAGCGCUUCAGCUCCAGAAUGGAGACAAGGUUGUCGACAUCGUGGAUCGAGAAGCCUUAUGGCAGCAUGAGAAGCUGCGCGAGAAGUUGAGCAAACUUGACGAGGAGCAGGACUAUCAGCCAAGUUUCUUCAACUGGUUCGGCUUUCGUGGGACCGUCGAUGCCACUCCGGAGACAUCGACGAAAAAUGGCGUUGACAAUGCCGACGAAGAAGAGGAGGACGACGACGAGGACGACGACGAAAUGGAGGAGAUGCUUGAGGUCGAGAUCUUCCCUGCUGGUGAGGAAGUGGCCAUUGCCCUUGCCGAGGAACUGUGGACGAAUGCCAUGGAUUACUUCAUGUCCGCUCAAGACGGAGACGCCGAGGAAUUUGAGGGACUCGAUGCAGAGAGCGAUGACGAGGACGAGGACGCUCCAGAGCUGGUAAAUGCUAAGGAAGAGGAGAUCGCCCCUCCGCGAAAGAAGCAGCGUAAAGGUUGA